Messenger RNA from Sclerotinia sclerotiorum 1980 UF-70, 588 nucleotides. RefSeq lists its product as hypothetical. The transcript has a single exon. The record is from RefSeq and is a predicted model, not a curated record. The coding region runs from base 1 to 588 and encodes 195 amino acids. NCBI's taxonomy places the organism in Eukaryota, Fungi, Ascomycota, Leotiomycetes, Helotiales, Sclerotiniaceae.
AUGAAUACUGACCCCCUGUUCCAGGUCUUGGCAAAGACCAAAGGUAAUGGGUACAACACGAAAUCCUUAUGUUCUGAUAAUAUGACAAUAAUGUACAAGUGCUAUCUUGUUUCAUCAAGUCAAUGCAUGAUAUUUAACCUCUCUUGCGCCGUUCACUUCUUUCCCUUUGUCUUCUUCUUGCUAGUUUGCCUCCUCUCACCCUCGGGUCUUCCUAGUACACCUCUCGUUCUCUGGUAUUGCAAGACAAUAUUCUGCACACUACCCAUAUCAUGCUUGGGCUUCCUCAUGUAUGUCAAUCUUGCUCUCCUAGCCCUCUUAGCCUUCCUCUGUACCACCUCAAUACCUUCCACAUUUGGACUAUAUAUCUUAUACCACAUCUCAACACCAACUCUCGUCAACUCAUUCCUAAGUAAGAUACCCGUCUCCACGCCUCGUCUUCGGAUAUUGAUGCAUACUCCAGCAAAAGGGUCGCCUGUUUUAAGACGUACGAGAAGAAUAUCGCCAACUCUGGCUGCUUCUGGGUUUGUUUUGGAGAAUAGGUUGGUGCGGGCACCAGUCGGAUCGAGGACCGCUAUUUGCUCGGCGUGA